GUCAAUCAAGUGAAAUUUCUGUCGAAAUGUGCUUCAUUUUCGUAACAUCAUUUGGCAUAUAGGCGACCUGACGACAGCGCUAUCUGUGAUGCCUUUUGCUAGGUAGUUUUCACUUAGUGGCGCUAAUUUGUCAUUAUUCAUUGAUAUUAUGAUAAUGCAAUAGAAGUUAAUUAUUUAUUUUGUUCUUUCGUUUUGUAAAACGCGUGUUCGAUUAUUUGGCGGAAUCCCUUCAUAAGAUGGCGGACAUCCUAACGCCAUUUAUUUAGUUAUAUGUCGAGGGAACCGUUUUAUUCGUUGUGCAAAGUGUUUGUGUUGAAAAGUAUUCAUAAAACUGCAGUGUGAUGGACUUGUCUUCGGAUUAUUAACAAUUUACAAAACAAUUAAGAGUUCGGUAUUGAAUAAAAGCACGCAUGAUCAUCGGUGGACGGUUAUUUUCUCUGCUUUACGCAUAUCUCUAGGGUCGGUCAAGUACGCCGGGUAUUGAUUGAUUAUUAUUUAUAUAGAUGCAAAAUGCCACCGCCCGAUAAGAAGGCUAUCGCGGACGGGAAGCUGAUCCAGUCCUAUUUAAACAACUACAAUGCAACCAGCGAGACUCCUGUGUUGGACUUGAAUGACGACGGCGGCGACGCAGACGAGAUGCCCAGCAAUGGCGUCACUUACUUCGUGGAUGAGCAGGGCCGCUACUACUACCAGCAGGGGGAUAACCAGUCCAUCAUGUCUCUGCCCACCCCGGAUGAUAAUGAUGAGGGUUUAGCGGAAGACGAGAACAACCUGAUGGAGGAGGGGUACCAGACGGUGACGCUGGUGCCUUCGGAGACAGGGUCCGGGGAGGUCAGCUAUGUGCUGGUGGUCCAGGAGGAGACCAAGCCUGUUCUCAAUGUGGACAUCAAGGUUGAUCAGGUAUGUUAAUA
This is a messenger RNA of Cydia pomonella (codling moth), 911 nucleotides long. RefSeq lists its product as uncharacterized. The transcript is spliced from 4 exons. The coding region runs from base 511 to 909 and encodes 132 amino acids. The record is from RefSeq and is a predicted model, not a curated record. Lineage: Eukaryota; Metazoa; Arthropoda; Insecta; Lepidoptera; Tortricidae.